Molecule: messenger RNA, 3399 nt
Organism: Heterotrigona itama
Lineage: Eukaryota; Metazoa; Arthropoda; Insecta; Hymenoptera; Apidae
Source: the annotation of a GenBank genome assembly
AUGUCGUCGAUACGCGUGGUCUUCUUCUGGACGAUGACCAGGUCUCGCGAAUCGCCUCACGACGGUGGUUCAGACCACCAGGUGCGUGAAAUCCACUUAAUAUUUUCACCAUGUUCGGUUCUCUUUACUACGCGUGUACCGCCGUACCGCCGUACCGCUGCUCUACCCAACGAUGAAUUCUCUCCUCGAUAGAUCAGAAUUGUGAGAAACCACUACCCCUGAGUCCAACUGGCGAGAACGCUCGUAUCCUCGGUACCGACAGCCAUAAAUUACAGUUGAUGAAAGCCAGUUUUUUCGACGGUAGCGACGAAGAGAUUGCUGGCGAGGUCUACGAUCGAGGCAAGUCCCGAGAUUCUGUUCAGAUUCAUCGCGUUUGUUUGUCGUCCAAUGAUUUCGUUCAUCGAAACGCCGUUCACUGAAAUACUUUUGUCAAUUUAGAAUCAAAUUGCGCGUUCUAUCUCUCUGGCCGUAAAAAUUCUUCGCGACAUUUCCUCGUCAACGGUGUGCAAAAGUUGUUAGACGAGGAUCAACAACAACAACAACAACAACAACAACAACAACAACAAAACUACGAGCCAAUUUAUAGUCCAACGUUACGGUCAAAUUUGACGAUUCGUCGUCAAACGGCAACGAUUGCCUACGAAGAACCGACACUUUCCAAAAUAGAUUCCAAGUUGAAACGAUGUUCGACGAACGUCGUUGCCAAGACAUCGACAAUGUACGAGAAAGGUUUGCCAGAUCCGUCGAUAACUCCGGUGACUACAAUUCUUCGAUACGUUUCCGAAGUGAUUCCGUUGUCAAAGUCCGUUGUACGUAAACUGGAGUCUCGUUCCAUCGCUGACACUGGCAUACAAAUGGGAAGAAUGUUCAAACCGAGCUGGGGACGCGGUUUGACAUUACUCACAUUGAGUACGAAAAAACAGGCCGACGAUGUGCUGUUGAACAAUUCGUUCGAACAAAUCGGAUCUUACGUGUGCGGUCGUUCUCCGGAAGAUGCAACGUCCGUCGCGAUAGUCCAACGUAUACAAAUUUUGGGUAACGGCGGUAACGGAACCGGCGGCGACGAACGCGUUAAAACGUUCAAAGAAAGUAUAGAGGGACAUUUGAAAAUUCAAUUGUCGCAUCGCGUGGUAAAUCAAGAAGGAGACUGUUUAAUCUUCGACGUAGACAAAGACGUUAACAAGGCGAGCGUAGCUUUACACGCGCAUUGCAGUUUGGCCGAGGAAUUUGCGGAGCAGUUUGCCGCAGAUUCUUUCGCCUCGUACGUCGCCAACGUUUGGAAACUCUGCGCAGCUCUUUGGGGAACUCUGCCGGACGUGAACGUCGCCGCAGAAAAUCCAGACGAUCACAGCGUCGUAGUCGCUCGACGAGAGGCAAUCGGAGAAUGGUUGAGAAACGUUAUACGAAAGACGUUCGCCUGGCAGCAUACCGAUAUCAAUUAUGAAACAAAGAUGUUACUCUUACUAUCCGAGGCGUGUAAAAUCGCGCGAGAAGCGGGCGAUCACUGUUUGGCACUGUUGAUGGCGCAACUAUGCAGCGGAAUGCCUACGAAGGAAAUAAUAACGCAACAGAUUAAAUUGUGGAAACAUGCCGGUGUCGACGAGAAUAUCUCGCUAGAUCGAUUAAAGCUUUUCGCACUGGUGGCGGGUGAACCAUUCGUGCACACGAAACACGGCCCGAUCAACGUUUGCGAAGGCUUCGACUGGAAGAGAGCGUUGGCUGUUCAUUUGUGGUAUUUUUCAUCGCCGACUGCCUCGGUAAGAGAUACGUUAGAUCGUUACGAGACGUAUUUCGAGACGAGCAGCAAUACGGCGGCGUAUAUUUACACGACGUCGAUACCGAGACCCGAGUACAGAGGGGGGGACGACUUGGAACUGGAAACGAGCGAGAAUUGCAAACGAAUAUACGAUCUGUGUUUCCAUCUGUUGAAGUUAUUCUGCACCGGCAGUCAUACAUUGGGAGAGCUGUUGAAUCCAGCGACGCACACUGCCGAUCCCUUGGACUACAGACUCAGUUGGUUGAUGCAGCAAGUACUCUCGUCUUUGGGUUAUUCUCACCUUUCGGAACACGUUGCCAUCUUGACGCACGUUAAUUUCGCGACGCAGUUGGAGGCCUACGGUCUUUGGCACUGGGCCAUAUUCGUAAUGUUACAUCUGAAGGAUGCUGGAAAAAGGAAAACUGCGGUGACGAAUUUGUUACAACGUCACAUCGAGAUAGACGAUACCGGCGAUUCGAUCGAGCGAGAGAAAUUUUUACGGGAAGAGUUGGGUAUACCCUCCACUUGGAUCGAUCGUGCCAAAGCCGUGAAAAGUUACGUAGCCAAAAGAUACGGGAAAGCAGCUAUUUAUUUCAUCCGAGCGGAACAAUGGAACACAGCUCACGAAAUUAUCAUCGAACAUUUGGCAGCCGAUGUUAUAAUAAACGAUACUUCCGAGAAUUACGAUUAUCUGCGCGAUUUAUUGCGUCCGUUGACUCCUUUGGAAUGCAGCAGCACUAUAAGCGGUUGGACCUAUCAAGGACAAUUACUUUGGGAAUACAUGGAAAUAACUACAAACGUCGAAUCUUUGUUACGCAGUGCCGAUCCACGUGGAAUAAGUUCCAAACUGGAAUCAUUGAAACAGCGAUUGUCCAGUCUUCCCUCCAAAAUCAACCAAUUUCCAUGUCCAACUGCGAAGCAUAGGCUUUGUCAAGCUGAAAUUGCAAAGAGAACGUUGCAUCUAGCUAGAAGUUUGUUGCAAUCGAACGAGAACAAGUCCGCGUCGAUGUACCAACUGGUGUCUCAAUUACCAUUGCCGGAAGAUUAUACGCAACAAGAGCUUCGUUUCGUCGUUAACAUGCACGUAAAUGAAAUUAUAUAUUAGACGACGUAAUAUCGACACGUAAUUUCCCACGAGGAUCGACAGGCAAUUACAUUUAUACAGAAACAACAGCAGCUUUUCUCAUCUUUUUAUUUUAUCGGUGAUAUAAAUAAACGUAUCAGUAGUGGUAUCAUAUCGUGGCGUGAUAAUUUUAUCUUUCAUCGUUUCGCAAUUGUAACUUUUGUCGACGGUUAUUUACGAUAUUCGCGGCAACAGCGAAACCAACGGGUGAUCGAGUAUCGCCUAGCCGGACUAAUUACAACAGCGAAGAUAGUUAAGAUUUAUAAUCUCGAUAAUUAACAACGAAGGAUAUACACAAGUAUUGCACGUAUAUGCCGAUUCGUUGGUACUCAAGUUCUACCCUGUAUCCAUAGAAAUUAAGACAGUCUACGUUAUCUGCGUUAAACCAAUCGUAAGUAUAAAUAAAGAGCAGAGGACUAGAUAGACGACGUAGUCGUUAUUUCAGUUUUAGAUAUUUUAGAUAUUGGCGAUGAUGCUUCUCUCUCUUUACAGAGAACGACCAUCGACUCGAAAAUUUUAG